UUUACAAAGCUGUACCAGACUCCCCAGACAGAUAUGGCUGAAUGUGCAGAAAAAUUAUUUGAUUUGGUGGAUGGUUUUGCUGAAAGCACCAAACGUAAAGCUGCAGUUUGGCCACUGCAAAUCAUUCUUCUUGUCUUGUGUCCAGAAAUAAUCCAGGACAUUUCCAAGGAUGUGGUUGAUGAAGCGAAAAUGAAUAAGAAAAUGUUUCUUGACAAUCUCAGAAGAGCACUGGCGGGCCAUGGCGGGAGUAGGCAGCUGACGGAGAGUGCGGCCAUCGCUUGUGUGAAGCUGUGCAAAGCCAGCACCUACAUCAACUGGGAGGAUAACUCAGUCAUCUUCCUGCUUGUGCAGUCCAUGGUGGUAGACCUGAAGAACUUGCUUUUUAAUCCAAGCAAACCGUUCUCAAGAGGCAGUCAAAAUGCCGACGUGGACCUCAUGAUUGACUGCUUGGUUUCUUGCUUUCGUAUAAGCCCUCACAAUAACCAACACUUUAAGAUCUGUUUGGCCCAGAACUCCCCAUCCACAUUUCAUUAUGUGCUGGUAAACUCCCUACAUCGAAUUAUCACCAAUAGCACUUUCAAGCAUGGACUUGGCACUGCUUCCGCACUGGAUUGGUGGCCCAAGAUUGAUGCUGUGUAUUGCCAUUCUGUUGAACUACGAAACAUGUUUGGUGAAACACUUCAUAAGGCCGUGCAGGGCUGUGGGGCACAUGCAGCAAUACGAAUGGCACCGAUGCCAACCAGUCACUGUUUUGCGUGGCAGUGGGCUUCUGUGGCUAGUCUUACAUUUAAAGAAAAAAUGACAAGCCUUAAAUUUAAAGAAAAACCUACGGACUUGGAAACAAGAAGUUAUAAAUACCUCCUAUUAUCCAUGGUGAAACUAAUCCAUGCAGACCCUAAGCUGUUACUAUGUAAUCCAAGAAAACAAGGGCCAGAAUCUCAGGGGAGUACAGCAGAGUUAAUCACAGGCCUUGUGCAGCUUGUCCCACAGUCUAGCAUGCCAGAAAUAGCCCAAGAAGCAAUGGAGGCUUUGCUGGUUCUUCAUCAGUUGGAUAGCAUUGACUUAUGGAAUCCAGAUUCACCUAUAGAAACAUUCUGGGAGAUUAGCUCACAAAUGCUUUUUUAUAUCUGUAAAAAGCUAACUACCCAUCAGAUGCUUAGCAGUACAGAAAUUCUCAAAUGGUUGCGGGAAAUUUUGAUCUGUAGGAACAAAUAUCUUCUUAAAAAUAAGCAGUCAGAUAGGAGUUCUUCCCAUUUUCUCUACCUUUAUGGGGUAGGGUAUGAUGGCUCUUCUGGUGGCGGUACCAGUCAUAUCUCUCUAGACCAUGAAGAGUUUAUGCGUACCUGUGCUCCAGGACCACCUCUCAGGAAAGUAAAAGGAAACUCCUUGAUGGAUGGUGCAAUAGGGUCCAGUGGGACGCCAAUAUGUCGCCAGGCUCAGACUAAGCUGGAAGUCGCUCUGUACAUGUUUCUAUGGAGCCCCGACAUUGAAGCUGUGCUUGUGGCCAUGUCCUGCUUUCGACACCUCUGUGAGGAAGCCGAUAUCAGGUGUGGCAUAGAUGAGAUUUCCGUGCAUCAUUUCUUGCCCAACUAUAAUACCUUCAUGGAGUUUGCAUCUGUCAGCAACAUGAUGUCAACAGGAAGAGCAGCUCUUCAGAAAAGAGUGAUGGCAUUGCUAAGGCGCAUCGAACACCCGACUGCAGGCAACACCGAGGCUUGGGAAGAUACUUAUACAAAAUGGGAACAAGCAACAAAAUCAAUCCUCAAUUAUCCAAAAGCCAAAAUGGAAGAUAGUCAGGUUGCUGAAAGUCUUCAUAAGACCAUUGUGAAGAGGAGGAUGUCUCAUGUGAGUGGAGGAGGCUCCAUAGACUUGUGUGACACAGACUCGCUCCAAGAGUGGAUCAACAUGACUGGGUUUCUUUGUGCCCUUGGUGGGGUGUGCCUGCAGCACCGAAGCAAUGUUGGCUUUGCCACCUACAGCCCUCCCAUGGGCCCCAUCAGUGAGCGCAAGGGCUCUCUGAUUUCCAUGGUGUCCUCAGAUGGAAACGCGGAGACACCUGUCAGCAAGUUCAUGGAUCGGCUGCUCUCUUUGAUGGUGUGUAACCAUGAAAAGGUGGGGUUGCAGAUACGGAGCAACGUCAAGGAUUUGUUGGGCCUAGAAUUGAGUCCUGCCCUUUAUCCAAUGCUGUUUAACAAAUUAAAAAAUACCAUCAGCAAGUUUUUUGAUCCUCAAGGCCAGGUUUUAGUGACUGACACCAACACCCAGUUUGUGGAACAGACCAUAGCCAUAAUGAAGAACUUGCUUGAUAAUCACAGUGAGGGCAGUUCUGAACACAUGGGACAAGCUAGCAUCGAAAUAAUGAUGUUAAAUCUGGUCAGAUAUGUUAGAGUGUUUGGGAAUUUGGUACAUGCAAUUCAGAUAAAAACUAAACUCUGCCAGCUGGUUCAAGUGAUGAUGGAGAGAAGAGAUGACCUUUCAUUUUGCCAGGAGAUGAAAUUUAGGAACAAAAUGGUGGAAUAUCUGACAGAUUGGGUCAUGGGAACAUCUAACCAAGCAACAGAUGAAGAUAUAAAAUGUCUAACUAGAGAUUUGGACCAGGCAAGCAUGGAAGCAGUGGUGUCGUUGCUUGCUGGGCUCCCUUUACAGCCCGAGGAAGGAGAUGGGGUGGAAUUGAUGGAGGCCAAAUCCCAACUGUUUCUUAAAUACUUUACACUAUUUAUGAACCUUCUUAAUGACUGCAGUGAGAUUGAAGAAGACAAUGUACAAAUUGGGGGCAGGAAGCGAGGCAUGUCGAGAAGACUGGCCUCCCUGAGGCACUGCACUGUGCUUGCCAUGUCCAACUUGCUCAACGCUAAUGUUGAUAGCGGCCUGAUGCACUCCAUAGGAUUGGGUUAUCACAAAGACCUUCAGACAAGAGCUACCUUCAUGGAAGUCCUUACAAAAAUCCUUCAGCAAGGCACAGAAUUUGAUACGCUGGCAGAAACAGCAUUGGCCGAUCGAUUUGAGAGACUUGUGGAGUUGGUCACAAUGAUGGGUGAUCAAGGAGAGCUCCCCAUAGCCAUGGCCUUGGCCAAUGUGGUGCCUUGUUCUCAAUGGGAUGAACUUGCUCGAGUCCUUGUCACUCUCUUUGAUUCUCGACACUUACUCUACCAGCUGCUUUGGAACAUGUUUUCUAAGGAGGUCGAGCUGGCUGACUCCAUGCAGACACUCUUUAGAGGGAACAGCUUAGCCAGUAAAAUCAUGACCUUCUGUUUUAAGGUCUAUGGUGCUACCUACCUGCAGAAACUUCUGGAGCCUUUGCUGCGAUUUGUGAUCACUUCCUCUGAAUGGCAGCACGUCAGCUUUGAAGUCGAUCCCACCAGGUUAGAGCAUUCAGAGAGCCUUGAGGAGAAUCAGCGUAAUCUCUUGCAAAUGACUGAGAAGUUCUUCCAUGCCAUCAUCAGUUCUUCCUCAGAGUUUCCUCCUCAGCUUCGGAGUGUGUGCCAUUGCUUAUAUCAGGCAACUUGCCACUCUCUACUGAAUAAAGCUACCGUAAAAGAAAAAAAGGAAAACAAAAAAUCAGUUGUUAGCCAGAGAUUCCCUCAGAACAGCAUUGGCGCCGUGGGGAGUGCCAUGUUCCUGAGAUUCAUCAACCCUGCCGUUGUGUCUCCCUACGAGGCAGGGAUUUUAGAGAGAAAACCGAUCCCUAGAAUUGAAAGGGGAUUGAAGCUAAUGUCAAAGAUACUUCAGAGUAUUGCCAAUCACGUCCUCUUCACAAAAGAAGAGUAUAUGAGGCCUUUUAACGACUUUGUGAAAAGCAACUUUGACGUAGCCAGGAGAUUUUUCCUUGAUAUUGCAUCUGAUUGCCCUGUAAGUGAUGCCAUAAACCACAGCCUUUCCUUCAUCAGUGAUGGCAAUGUCCUUGCUCUUCACCGUCUCCUCUGGAACAACCAAGAGAAAAUUGGCCAAUAUCUUUCAAGCAACAGAGAUCACAAAGCUGUUGGAAGACGACCUUUUGAUAAGAUGGCAACUCUCCUUGCCUACCUGGGUCCUCCAGAACACAAGCCUGUAGCUGACACUCACUGGUCCAGCCUGAAUCUUACCAGUUCUAAAUUUGAGGAAUUUAUGACGAGGCACCAAGUACACGAGAAGGAGGAGUUUAAGGCGCUGAAAACAUUAAAUAUCUUCUAUCAAGCAGGCACUUCCAAGGCUGGGAAUCCUGUUUUUUAUUACGUCACACGCAGGUUCAAGACCGGCCAGAUCAAUGGGGAUUUGCUGAUCUACCACGUCUUACUCACUUUAAAGCCAUAUUACGCGAAGCCAUACGAGAUCGUGAUGGACCUCACGCAUGCCGGGCCCAGCAACCGCUUCAAGACGGACUUCCUCUCCAAGUGGUUCGUCGUGUUCCCGGGCCUCGCUUACGAGAACGUGUCUGCCGUCUACAUCUACAACUGCAACUCUUGGGUCAGGGAGUACACCAAGUACCACGAGAGGCUGCUCACCGGCCUCAAGGGCAGCAAGAGGCUCUUCUUCAUAGACUGCCCGGCCAAGCUGGCGGAGCACAUCGACUACGACCAGCAAAAGCUGCCGGCCGCCACGCUGGCCCUGGACGAGGACCUCAAGGUGUACAACAGCGCCCUGAAGCUGGCUCACAAAGACACCAAGGUGACGCUGAAGGUCGGCUCCACGGCGAUUCAAGUAACGUCGUCCGAGCGAACAAAAGUCCUGGGCCAGACGGUUUUUCUGAAUGAUAUUUACUACGCCUCUGAGAUCGAGGAAAUCUGUCUAGUGGAUGAAAACCAGUUUACCUUAACGAUCUCCAAUCAGGGCACUCCGCUCACCUUCAUGCAUCAAGAGUGCGAAGGCAUCGUCGCAUCCAUCAUUCAUAUCCGAACUAGAUGGGAGCUGUCCCAGCCAGAUUCCAUCCCCCAACAUACUAAGAUCCGGCCAAAGGAUGUUCCUGGGACACUUCUGAAUAUUGCAUUACUUAAUUUGGGUAGCUCGGACCCUAGUUUACGGUCAGCUGCCUAUAAUCUUCUCUGUGCCUUAACCUGUACCUUUAAUUUAAAAAUUGAGGGCCAAUUACUAGAAACAUCAGGUCUGUGUAUCCCUGCCAACAAUACCCUUUUUAUUGUCUCUAUUAGUAAAACGCUGGCAGCUAAUGAGCCACACCUCACCUUAGAGUUUUUGGAAGAGUGCAUUUCCGGAUUUAGCAAAUCUAGUAUUGAACUGAAACACCUGUGUCUAGAAUACAUGACUCCCUGGCUAUCUAAUCUAGUCCGUUUCUGUAAACAUAAUGAUGAUGCCAAGCGGCAAAGAGUCACUGCUAUUCUCGAUAAACUCAUAACAAUGACCAUAAAUGAAAAGCAGAUGUAUCCAUCUAUCCAAGCAAAGAUCUGGGGAAGCCUCGGGCAGAUUACAGAUCUGCUCGAUGUAGUACUGGACAGCUUCAUCAAAACCAGUGCCACAGGUGGUUUGGGUUCCAUCAAGGCUGAAGUGAUGGCUGAUACGGCUGUGGCGCUGGCUUCUGGAAACGUGAAACUGGUAUCCAGCAAGGUGAUUGGAAGAAUGUGCAAAAUAAUUGACAAGACCUGCCUCUCUCCAACUCCUACCUUAGAACAACACCUCAUGUGGGAUGAUAUCGCCAUUUUAGCCCGCUAUAUGCUAAUGCUGUCCUUCAAUAAUUCUCUGGAUGUAGCGGCUCAUCUUCCCUACCUCUUCCAUGUUGUGACUUUGUUGGUGGCCACAGGCCCCCUGUCCCUUCGUGCUUCCACUCACGGACUGGUCAUCAAUAUCAUCCAUUCUCUCUGCACUUGCUCCCAGCUUCAUUUCAGUGAAGAGACCAAGCAAGUUUUACGACUCAGUCUGACUGAAUUCUCACUGCCUAAGUUUUAUUUGCUAUUUGGCAUCAGCAAAGUCAAAUCAGCUGCUGUGAUAGCCUUCCGAUCCAGUUACCGUGACAGGUCUUUCUCCCCUGGCUCCUAUGAGCGGGAAACCUUUGCCCUGGCGUCCCUGGAGACAGUCACAGAAGCUCUCUUGGAGAUCAUGGAGGCUUGUAUGAGAGAUAUCCCAGCAUGCAAGUGGCUGGACCAGUGGACAGAACUCGCCCAGAGAUUUGCCUUCCAGUAUAACCCCUCCCUGCAGCCAAGGGCCCUGGUUGUGUUUGGUUGUAUCAGCAAAAGAGUGUCCCAUGGGCAGAUUAAGCAGAUCAUCCGCAUUCUGAGCAAGGGACUUGAGAGCUGCCUAAAAGGACCUGAUAAUUAUAACAGUCAAGUUCUGAUUGAAGCUACGGUAAUAGCACUAACCAAAUUACAACCACUUCUUAAUAAGCAGGAGUCCCCGCUGCACCGAGCUCUCUUCUGGGUCGCUGUGGCCGUGCUGCAGCUGGACGAAGUGGACCUGUACUCGGCGGGCACUGCUCUCCUCGAGCAGAACCUGCACACCCUGGACACCCUCCUGCACAUCUUCAAUGACCAGAGCCCGGAAGAAGUGUUCAUGGAAAUCCGGAAACCUCUGGAGUGGCACUGCAAGCAGAUGGAUCAUUUCGUUGGACUCAACUUUAACUCCAACUUUAAUUUUGCACUCGUCGGACACCUGCUAAAGGGAUUUCGGCAUCCUUCACCUGUCACUGUGGCAAGAACCAUAAGGAUUUUACAUACACUGCUGGCACUGGUUAACAAACACAGGAAUUGUGACAAGUUUGAGGUGAACACCCAGAGUGUGGCUUAUUUAGCAGCCUUACUUACAGUGUCUGAGGAGGUGCGAAGCCGCUGUAGCUUAAAACAUAGGAAAUCACUCCUCCUAACAGAUAUCACAAUGGAAAAUGUGCCUAUGGAUAUAUAUCCCAUCUAUCACAGUGACCCCAGCCUUAGGACACUAAAGGAAACACAACCCUGGUCCUCUCCAAAGGGUUCUGACAGACAUCUUGCAGCCAGUUACCCUCCUGUGGGCCAAACCAGCCCCCGAACCAGAAAAUCCAUGAGCCUGGAUAUGGGGCAGCCUUCCCAGGCCAACACUAAGAAGCUGCUUGGGACGAGGAAAAGUUUCGAUCAUUUGAUAACUGACACCAAAGCUCCUAAAAGGCAAGACCCAGAAUCUGGAGUCACCACCCCCCCCAAGAUGCGGAGAGUGGCAGAGAAUGACUACGAUAUGGACACCCAGAGGAUCUCGCCACAGCCGCACCCGCCACUACGGAAAGUGUCCGUGUCUGAAUCCAACGUUCUCCUGGAUGAGGAAGUGCUCACUGACCCCAAAACCCAGGCUCUUCUUCUCACCGUCCUGGCCACCCUGGUGAAGUACACGGCCGACGAGUUCGACCAGCGCAUCCUCUACGAGUACUUGGCAGAGGCCAGUGUUGUCUUCCCAAAGGUUUUUCCGGUUGUACAUAAUUUGUUGGACUCAAAGAUAAAUACUCUGCUGUCCUUAUGCCAAGACCCAAAUUUAUUAAAUCCAGUCCAUGGGAUUGUGCAGAGUGUGGUCUAUCAUGAAGAGGCCCCGCCACAGUACCAGACAGCGUACCUGCAAAGUUUUGGUUUUAAUGGUCUGUGGAGGUUUGCAGGACCAUUUUCAAAGCAGACCCAGAUCCCGGACUAUGCCGAGCUCAUCGUGAAGUUCCUCGACGCCUUGAUCGACACGUACCUGCCCGGGAUCGACGAGGAGGCCAGCGAGGAGUCUCUGCUGACCCCCACGUCCCCCUACCCGCCGGCCGUGCAGAGCCAGCUCAGCAUCACGGCCAACCUCAAUCUCUCCAACUCCAUGACCUCGCUGGCCACGUCGCAGCACUCGCCAGGCAUCGACAAGGAGAACGUGGAGCUGUCCCCGACCACUGGGCACUCCAGCAGCGGGAGGACUCGCCACGGCUCUGCCAGCCAAGUGCAGAAGCAGAGGAGUGCCGGCAGCUUCAAACGGCACAGCAUUAAGAAGAUCGUGUGAAGCCGCCUCCCUUCCCUUCUUAAAAACAAAGCUGACGUUGCCACGGUCCCCACACUGGCUCGCCAUCCGCUGCCACCCCCAGACUUUCACCUGCCACGGCUCCCAGACUGACCAUCACCCGCCACAGCUCCCAAACUGACCAUCACCCGCCACGGCUCCCAGACUGACCAUCACCUGCCACGGCUCCCAGACUGACCACCACCUGCCAUGGUCCCCACACUGACCAUCACCUACCACAGCCCCCACACUGACUAUCACCCGCCACAGUCCCCACACUGGCUCGCCAUCUGCUGGCACCCCCAGACCGUCACCCGCCACGGCCCCCAGACUGCCCAUCACACCCCUCCCCCCGUGUGGCCCCGCAGAAUGACCACCAGCUGCCACCCCCCACCCCCAUGGACACGUCAUUUGCCUCCCCAGCCAUCGGGCUCCUCGGCCCAGCCUCUGCCGUGAUGCUGCACUUGUCUCAUCUCCAUCCCGUCAUCCAUGUGGCCAGAUGAUCAAUUUUUGAAACAGUCACUGAGCUCGAUGCUGCCUUUUCUUUUCUUUUCCUUUUGUUUUGUCCCCCCACUUGGGGGUGGGUUCUGGGGGGGGGGUGUCCAAGUCGUGUUUCCACAGAAUUCCAGAAACCGGCCGGACAUUGAGGGCAGGACUCUGUCUGCCUCACUUUCCUCCUCCUGCUCUCACCGAGUUCAGGGUUCGAGGCGCCCUUUUGAAGGUGGAGGUUUUAUGGAAGGUCACUUCCCAGGAUGCCUCCGCCUCUCCCUUGUAGCUGUGGACUUUGGGGAGUCAUGCAGACGGGGAGGCAGCUGAGGCAGAGCGCUUCAGUGACUCCCGUGGGGAGCCAGCCUUUCCGAAGGGACUUUCGGGAGCCGUUGAGGUUCACGGAACGUCGUCGGCGACAAAUGAACCCUCGGAGCUUUAAGCAAUAAUUUCAGGGGUGACGCAUGAGGGUGGAUCUCUUCUCGUGGCCACAAUGGCAGCUUGGACGAUGGAGACCUGCGCGCCCUCCCUUUUGUCCAGACUUUGUCCAUCUUUUCCUCCAAAUGUUCUCUCAAUGGUGGUUCUACUAGAAGCCCAGCUUCUAUAGGACGAGCACGCCGGCUCCUUGCCUGCCUGCCGUGGGGGUUGUGCUUCUCCUUUCUUCCCUUUGCUCUCAGAAUAACUUCAAGCAGGGUCACUGGGUAACUGAGGAAGCCAGCGUGGCCACACGGGUUGUUUUUCUAGGUCUCCACUUUGGCCAGGGGUCAUCGAAGCCUCCCCCGGUUUCGUUCCCUUGAGUCCAAUGAAACGGUACUUAAUUUUUUGAAGUAGCUAGCUCUUUCAUUUUGUCGCACACAAAUUCCUGGUAGCUGCACAUUAUCAAAUAUUUUCACAGUAAGAGGAGUGCUGAAGUUGUCAGACCUUCAAAAACAAAGAAUCCUAGUAGUCAAACACUUGGGUUUUGUAAGAUAAAAUUGUAUUUAAUCACUGUGAAAAGACUAGCAACCCUGCCGUAAAGUAACCAACAGGGAAACUUGGAGAGGCAGCUGUGCUGUGCUAAAAGGUUUAGGUGUGGUGCCUGCAAGACAAAGGGAAAGUCCUUGGAGUUCCGUGGGCAGCUGGGCAGUGGGGUCUGGACGCGCAUACUUAGGGUUAAACCACAGAGGGCAAAGGACACAUUGGCUUUCCAGGCCCCUGCUCUCCAUUCAAUUAGAGGGAAAUAAAUGAUCAGUGACUUGGAAGAAAAUUAGUGGUAGGGGAAGGGAGAGGAUGUAGGGGUUUCCUGUAAUACUGUUUCAUUAGUGGAUUUCAGUAAACUAAAUUCCACAGCUAAAUUAAUAAAGAAUGGUACAAUUAAGUGUUCAGAUUUUAAUAAUAUACACAUAAUCCACAUUUAUUCACACAGUAACAAUGUAAUAUGUUAAUGUAAAUAAAUUGCCUUUUGUUAUAUUCAGAAAUAACUUAAUUUUUUAAAUUUGUUUACAGUCCUGGAAAAAAAUAUGAACACAAACUUAAUAUGCAAAUGGUUUGCCAAAAUUAAAAAACAACAAACCUUAGUAUUAAUAAUUUUCUUGACGUAGGUUUCUUGGGAAAAGUUGAAGACUUGUGCAAUUAACCAAACUUAAAAAAAAAAAAAAAAUCUCGAUUCUAUAAAUGCUGCAGUCGAAUUGUAAUGGUCCCAGUGCUCCUGAGCCCGUGAGGAUGCUACAAGAACAGAACCGACCUUAGGAAUAGACCAGUAGCUUGUGCCAAGGACCAAUAUUGCCAUCAUUUUGUAGUCUUGCUUCUCUCAAACCACAUCCUCAGUUCCAGUGAAUCUGGUUAAGUACUUGUCUAAUUUCUUGGCUUUUGGAAUAUCGGUCAUUGUGAGCCUUCAGUCAUUUGGAUUCCAUAUUUUUUUUUUAAUCCUUUUUUUGUUUGAUGAAUGCAGUGAUGGGAAUUAUGGUGUUUGCUUUGUUAACUACUUCCUUUGAAAUAGAAAAAAACUGAACAAUUUCUUAAAGUCAUUUUUGCUACUGAAAUGAUGACUUUUGGUCCAUUCAACUUUUCCAUGAGCAGAUUUUCCUAGGCAUAAAGAAACCAAGCCCCUUGCCUCCUAAUGGGAUUCAUUCGGAUCGAUUACCUCAUAUAACGAUCAGCGUGGCACAAAUUGGAAUUGUUUGCCCCUAGUUUGAAACGAAGAAGGUCUUUCCUUCCUAAACUACUAGUAUAUCCUGGGAAAUUAAAACCAUGGAGGUUGGAAGUGGCCAUUCUAGGCAAACCUUCACUUUUUUUAGAAAACUUUAGCUUUUGAACUGAGCAAACACGAAUGGUCCAGAAUUUUGCCUCACACCAAUCACCUUCCCUCAACAACUUGGGCUACGUUUUUGUACCAAACGCUAGGAUCUGAAUAUCUCAAUGUUAGCAUGUUACCCAUCAUGUAUCAUUUGUGGGGUUUUUUCCUGACUUUUUUUUUUUUUUUUGAAGAGGGAAAAAAAAAAGAUAGUAAAUCAGUCAUUUCGGUCAUAUGUCAUCUGUCUCUUAAAGCAAUGGUUCUCGAGGUUCUCAUGUGCAUGCUCCUAUUUUCCAUAAAAGAGAAAUAUUUCACUUGGUUUAGGGACUGAGCUUUUGUGAAUUACCACCAGUGCUCUAUUCCUAACUGAUUUGUAGGUUUUAGGGGUUUUCUGUUUUUUUCUUCUAGGUUUUGUUUUGUUUUGUUUUGUUUUUUUAACUCUUUUCCCCCUCCACCCCCGAUGUAAUGAAGCAUGUCUUAUUCAAUGUUAUGCAACAGACUUACCACCAAAAAGUCACUCUUAGUGUCAGCCACAAGAUUUUUUUUAAUGCAGUAUAUUCACCUGUAAAUAGUUUUUGUGUAAAAUUUGACAGAAAAGUAUAUUUACUACACUGUAAAUACAUGUGACAAUAUAUUGUAUUAUUUUGCUUUUUUGUAAAGCAGUUAGUUGCUGUACAUGGAUAACACACAAAUUUGAUUAUUCUUGUGUUAGUAUUGUUAACUCCUUGCGAUUUGCAAUUACGUUACAUCAUUUAAAAGAAAAUACUGUAUUCUCUGAAAUCACACGGUUGUAUGAUAACUUCGUCUUUUUUUCGAUUGGGGCCUAAAUUCUGACAAUGUUUCCUCUACAAUCCUGUUAAUAAUUGCAACGGAGUCCUACAGCAGCAGAAACAACGAUGAUGAUUAGAGGCAAAAUUCUAGAAAUCACCGUUUCGGAUAAUUGUUGUUCUCGACCCCCAUUUUCUUCCUCAUGUAUGUACUUACCCCUUUUUUGAAGUAAAAUGUAAAUUCAA
This is a messenger RNA of Gracilinanus agilis (Agile Gracile Mouse Opossum), 11679 nucleotides long. It is a transcript of the gene NF1, whose product is annotated as neurofibromin 1. The transcript is spliced from 54 exons. The record is from RefSeq and is a predicted model, not a curated record. The coding region runs from base 34 to 7911 and encodes 2625 amino acids. Lineage: Eukaryota; Metazoa; Chordata; Mammalia; Didelphimorphia; Didelphidae. Gene Ontology annotation, biological process: regulation of GTPase activity.